This is a messenger RNA of Psylliodes chrysocephalus, 885 nucleotides long. Lineage: Eukaryota; Metazoa; Arthropoda; Insecta; Coleoptera; Chrysomelidae. The record is from the annotation of a GenBank genome assembly.
AUGGUCUACACAGUCUUAGCCGAUGAAACAGCUGACAUAUCGGGAAAGGAACAACUCUCAAUUGGCUUGCGCUUCUACGAUGAAAGUAAAGAAAAAGUUCGAAAAGAAUUUGUGGGUUUUGUGGAGCUAACAGCACAAGAUGCCUCAACGAUUGCCAAAGCAAUCGAUAAUAUUUUGGUCAGCUAUAAUUUUUUACCACAAAAUUGUGUAGGACUUGGUUUUGAUGGCUGCGCUACAAUGGCGGAAAAUCCACCACUCGGAGGAAUUCUGCACCUGAACUUUCACGACUAUGUGAGACAAGAUGGUCUGAAAAAUAUAAAAGUAUUCGAUUAUUUGCACAAAAUUUCCCGGAGAUUGUCAAAGCACUUGAAAAACAAUUUACCGAAGGAAACCACGAGAAAAUCUGCAUACCAGCUGCACUCAGCCGUUACCAAAUCCUCAUUAGUUGUUGCUCUAACUAUAGUAGCAAAACACUCAGCUUUACUAGAACCGGUACUUAAUGCUCUGCAAGCACUAAGUAUCGAUUUGAUCCAGUUGCAAGAACAUAUUAACGUAAUCCUUAAUGUACUAAACAAAAAUCGUCAAGACGCCGACCUAGUUACUGCUGAAAUUAUUAUAAAAGCACAAGACCUUGUCAGGGAAUUGGAAAUUGAAAUUUCCAUCCCUCGACUUGACAACAAGCAAAUACACAGAAGCAAUUAUCCAUUAGACUCUGAUAGUGACUACUGGAAAUGUCCGUUAAUUAUACCAUAUUUAGAUUUAAUAUUAUCAUCGUUAAAUAGUCGAUUUUCCCAAGAACAUACCCCAGCUUUUGCCCUAACAAAACUACAUCCUCUGUACAUGCUCAACAUGGAUAUCAGUCAUGUAAAAGAAAACACUCGUUAG